Molecule: messenger RNA, 521 nt
Organism: Meleagris gallopavo (turkey)
Lineage: Eukaryota; Metazoa; Chordata; Aves; Galliformes; Phasianidae
Source: RefSeq, a predicted model, not a curated record
GUGUACCUCCAGCCCCAAGACAUGUCCUGCUACUCCCAGUGUGUGCCAUGCCGGCCCUGUGGCCCGACCCCUCUGGCCAGCAGCUGCAACGAGCCCUGUGUCAGGCAGUGCCAGAACUCCACCAUCGUCAUCGAGCCCUCUCCCGUGGUGGUGACCCUGCCCGGACCCAUCCUCAGCUCCUUCCCGCAGAACACCGUUGUGGGCUCCUCCACCUCCGCUGCCGUUGGCAGCAUCCUCAGCUCUGAGGGCGUGCCCAUCACCUCGGGGGGCUUUGACUUGUCCGGCUUGGGCAGCCGCUACUGUGGCAGAAGGUACCCGCCCUGCUGAAGCCGCUGGCCGUGGUCCGGGAGAAAUUCUUCCAGAAACCACGAACAGGAUGCUGCAUCAAGAAGGAAUCUUUAAGCCCUGCUUUCUGAAUUCCUGACCCUACUCAGUACUCGAGGAAAUGCUGAAAGCAUGAGGCAAUCUGGUGUUUUCUGAAAACAUGGCUCGUGUCUGUUUUUCUUUCCUCUACCUAACCU